Molecule: messenger RNA, 3567 nt
Organism: Rasamsonia emersonii CBS 393.64
Lineage: Eukaryota; Fungi; Ascomycota; Eurotiomycetes; Eurotiales; Trichocomaceae
Exons: 2
Coding region: 1-3567 (1188 amino acids)
Biological process (GO): protein phosphorylation
Molecular function (GO): protein kinase activity; ATP binding
Source: RefSeq, a predicted model, not a curated record
AUGGGGCUCUUCGAGCGGCGGUCCUCAAAGGCAGGCCUGGAGGAAACCGACCAGUCGACUCAUGAUUCUUCACAUCGCCCGCCAUCCCACCAUGCCUCCUCUUCCCUAGCCCACCCUUCCAACACCUCCACUUCGACCAAGACGUCCUCGAGCUCUUUGCAGGCUUUGCAUGAAGAUGCUGUGACCGACGCCCGUUCCGAUCCCAGCGCCGCCUCCCGCACUUCUCUUGGGCGAACGCUUUCUCAGCAUUCCGAACGCCCGGCUGAACCUCUCGCCACGACCACCCAGCCUAGCAAGAAGAAAACAGACGACUAUCCCGUCUACCCGAAUCAGUCCUAUGCCUCCCUACAGUCGCAGGUACACCCAACUCGCUCUCUCCGCUCUCGAAGUUCCUAUCCUUCCCACACAGAUCAUACCAGGAAUUCGCAACCCCAAGGCUCGCGUACGGCAGGAAACACCCCUGUAUCGAGUCCUGGCCUAUUCACCCCACGUCGGUCCACCCCUUCUGUCGGCUCCGAUGAGGACGGCCGCGUGGGCAGUCUGUACCUGCAUCCUACCCAUCUCCAACCACCCAAAGAGACCCAUACUGCUGAGGUCGAUUGGGAUGAGCAUACCGGCAACAAGCUCAUUAAUGACUAUGAGGUUCUGGAAGAGCUCGGUCGUGGAGAGCACGGGAAAGUAAAAUUGGGCCGCCACUUACCCACCCAGCAACAGGUUGCGAUCAAGAUCGUCCAGCGCUAUUCAAAGCGGCGUCGCUUGGGUAAACUGGGCAACCCGGAAGACAAGGUCAAAAAAGAAGUAGCCAUCCUGAAGAAGGCGCGGCACCCCAACGUAGUCAGUCUGCUGGAGGUCAUCGAUGACCCGAAUCGUCAGAAGGUUUAUAUCGUGCUGGAGUAUGUCGAAAAUGGCGAGAUCAAGUGGAGAAAGAAGGGCUUGAAGGAGAUCGUUCAAGUGGACAAGCGCCGCAUAGAGCGGGAGAAGAAGGGCAUCCCGGAUUCGCCAUCGUUCAUGGAAGAGAGUCUGCAAUAUGUCAAGAACGCUCAGCAUCAACGACGGCUCAGAGAAAAGGCUCGGGAAAAGCGCCAGGCGCAACUACAAGCCCAGCAACAGAACUCGAUUCCUGCGUGGAGUUUGGAGCACGGCGGGCAGUCGGAUGAUGAACUUGGGCCAGAGCUGUCACCGACUCAGACCGCCAGUCGCAACGCCGGCUAUCAGGAGAACCACGACGCGUACUCCUCCCUCAGCCAGUCCUACAACAGUUCCACCUCCGAGUCCGAGCGUCGCAUGCAGGAAUCGAGUCUGGCAGCCAUCGAGGGCAGCAUGUACGGCCCUUACGCGGACUACUCGUUCGAACGGCGGUUCAGCACUGCUUCGAGCAUCCUUGGCUAUGCAUCGUCCGAGCCGGACUGGUUAUCGGACGACGAUGACAUGUCCUAUGUUCCGUGUCUGACGAUCGCGGAAGCCCGCAGCGCUUUCCGGGAUGCCGUCCUAGGAUUGGAGUACCUGCACUAUCAAGGCAUCAUUCAUCGCGACAUCAAGCCCGCCAAUCUGCUGGUGACCUCAGACUAUCGGGUCAAAAUCUCCGACUUCGGCGUAUCCUACCUGGGGCGGCCGAUCCGGGAUGACGACGAAGAACAGGUGACCGAAACCGACGCCACCGAGCUGGACGACGCCCGCGGAGAGCUGUCCAAGACCGUUGGCACGCCUGCUUUUUAUCCCCCGGAACUCUGCUACGUCGGCGAUGAUUUCACGGACGCUCAGGGCCGACCAAAGAUCACGGCGGCGAUCGAUAUCUGGUCUCUGGGAGUGACUCUCUACGGUAUGAUUUUCGGGCGGCUACCAUUCGUCUCCGACGACGAGUACAGCCUGUUCCAAACGAUCGGGAAGAAAGAAGUCUUUAUCCCGAGCAAGCGUCUCAAACCGGUCGAGCCUGACGCGCCUCCUUCCUACUCCCCGGAGCGGCGAAAUUACGUCAUGAACAGCAACAAGCGGAUGGACGAUGAACUCGCGUACGAAGACAUUGACGAUACGUUACGGGACCUCCUGCAGCGGCUAUUGACCAAGGAUCCUAGCAAGCGCAUCACGAUCAAGGGGAUCAAAAGUCACCCAUGGGUCCUCCAGGGCCUGCCAAAUCCGAAGGCCUGGAUCGAAGAAACCGACCCAGGCUACCAGAGCAAGGGCAAGCGGAUCGAAGUUUCCAACGAAGAAGUGACGACGGCUGUCAGCAAGGUGCCCUUCAUCGAGCGCGUCCGGUCGAACGUGGCCAAAUGGGGCGGCUACAUCGUCGGUCGAAGAGAUAGCCGCAGGCGAACGCCGAGCACUGCUGGAUCCGCCGAUCCUGCCGCCCCCUCGACUAGGGAAAGUCGACGAGCCAGCUUGCGGGGAGACGAAGACGUGACCCGGUCAACCAAGGCCGAUCAUCCUCUCUCGCAGAGCAUCACGGCCAGUGCCGCCGACGACGCCUCGGAUGGCGGGUCAUAUUGCGAUGCGGGCGCGAGCAGGGGCGAGGCGACGGCCGCGACUCCCACCGCCACGCGUCCUCACCCUCCCGAGCGCGUCCCGUCCACUGCGGACUCUACGAAAACGGUAAGACCAUUCACCUCCGAAGCACCCCCAUCGAUGCAUCAUCAUUCCCGUGCCAGUACGCUGGUCGAUACCCUGGGCUCGCCCAGCUUUGGUAGUCUCUUCAGUGGCGCUGGCCGUCGGCUGGCAAAAGGAUUCCAAAGUGGCGAACGGCGCGCGGAACGCUCUCGUUCCGUGGAUGCAGCUUCCGUCGAUGGGGACGCCCGCUCCGAGCCGAGUCUCGCGCUGAGUGUGGCAUCCGCCACGGGCCAAGUCCAGUCCCAUCAUGGCCCUUGGAGGGAUGUGGGAUCUUCUCAAGCGGGACCGGGUUCUUCCGGUGGAUCAGGACAUCGUCGCCAUCGAUCUUGGCAACUUGCGCGCGACUCGUCUGCCGAAUCCUUCCAACUCGCCAAAGAAGUGUUGCUGCGUCAGACCAAGCAUGAACAGGAGCCUGUUGCUGAUGAUGACCACCAAACAUCCAGGGUAGAAAACGAGACGUCUUCAAGCGGCUAUCCUCCAUUCGAACAUGAAGCAGCGCCUGCCCCCCAUGAGGAUGUAGAAUGGGAAUCGAGCGAUAGGGGUCUUUAUGGAUCAUCAUGCCACAACAGUCCCACCGGAGGCAGUGUCAUCACCUCUCCUCCAUCCGCGGCGACCAUUUCCUCUUCGUCGGUCGAUGACUCUUCCACCACCAGCGGAAUGUCCCAGAGCGCUUCCCAUCCCAGCAUCCCCUCGGUCCUCUCGGGUGCAACCUCCCUCUCGGGCGACGGAUUCCAGGUCUACCUGAAAGAACGGGAGAAGGAAUUGGAGCAACCUUCCUAUGUUCCCCCAAUUCUUCGCACCGGAGACACCAUUACGGCCAGGAAUUUCCCCUCUCACCGCGUGGAGGAAGAUGAAGAAGAAUAUCGGUACUAUUGCGACGAUGAGGAUGGCGAAUCUGACGACGAAGGGAUUGUCUUUGGUCGGAAGAAACCGUCCGCGCCUUGCGGCCAAGGCGCGACGACUUGA